Dothidotthia symphoricarpi CBS 119687 is the source of this 3234-nucleotide messenger RNA. Its product is annotated as DNase I-like protein. Lineage: Eukaryota; Fungi; Ascomycota; Dothideomycetes; Pleosporales; Dothidotthiaceae. Gene Ontology annotation, biological process: phosphatidylinositol dephosphorylation. The coding region runs from base 1 to 3234 and encodes 1077 amino acids. The record is from RefSeq and is a predicted model, not a curated record. The transcript has 2 exons. Gene Ontology annotation, molecular function: phosphatidylinositol-4,5-bisphosphate 5-phosphatase activity; protein binding.
AUGCCAUGGAGCAACCCCAAGCCCAGGCCGACCUCGAUGGUGGCCUUCUCUCCUCCCAGAUCGCCCACAAGAUCUCCUCCCAAGGUCACAAUUCAGUCGCCCAAAUCGCCAGCACCGGGAUCAUCAGGGUCUCCCGUCCUCGCUCCGCGGCCCUCGCGACCACUAUCACAGUCAGCCUGGGGUUCGCCUUCUCCCCCAGCGCCGUCGUUGAACGGCAAGAGGUCGUUCAAACUACCCAGUCGUGGUCCCACCCCAUCUUCCGAGUCAAAGUCCAUAUUCUCCUCUAGCGCCGCUACAUCACCUUCUGGCGACCCGCGCAAAAGCGAUCGCUCCACCGCUGCCGCGCCUCCCAUCCCUCCACCCAUUAAUCGAGCCGGGAAACCAAAAAUACCGUCGAAGCCAUCCUCUGUCGAUGCUGCAGCGCGAGCAUCGUUGGCCCCGGAAACCUCUCAGGGGCCUGCAGAUGAGACAACAUCGCCCUUCAGUACUCCACCGAGCAGCGCAGGCAGCGCAAAGGCCGAGCCUUCUCCUCCUGUGUUCGCUGGAUUCACGCGACCCAAAGCUGUUGCUCCAAACGAGGGCUACUUCCCAACACCUCCAGUGCACCAUGCAGUCGCCGAACGUCUACCCCCUACUGAUCCACGGACGAUUGGGAACCCGCCGCCACGGAAAAUGGCUCCACCCCCAUCACACGCGCGUAGCUCAAGCGAUUUGCCCGAUGAUCGACCUGCACUACCAGCUAGAAGGGAAAGAGAUACCUUCGACAUGCGAAAGAGCAUGCAGCUACAAAGACCACCGCCGCUCGAACCACCAGUCCGACGUUCCUUCGAUAUGUCCCGCCCUGCUGAGUUCAUGGCUGAUACUAGGAAUAAGUUCAUGCCUCCACCACGGCGGACGCAGACAAUAAACGUUUCUGCAAACUCAGCCCCUGCCAAAUCCUUGGAACCACCGAAACCACCCCCUCCACGGAAGUCCGGUGAGAUGAAGAGGCCAAUUCCAGCUCCCACACAAGCUUCGCAACCCUACACGUACGACUCGGAUGAAUCAGAUAGCGUUCUAGAUAAACAGCCGUCAACUGCUUUGACAGACUACCCCGACUCAUCACAAGCGAAUCGGCGACCACCAAUCUUUCCCGACAACACUACUGGAAUCCCAACUGGUUAUGAGACCAAGCUGUUCGCCAUAUGCGGCGAUUACAUAUGCACAACAGGAUAUGUGACGAAUGUGUGGAAUGUGCUCAACGGGCGCCUACUCAUGAACCAGAGCCAUGGAGAUACCGUCAAAGCCACUGCAUUGGCUUUUCGACCCGCGAAAGACGUCGAGCACGAGGGCAGACGAUUGUGGCUCGGCACAAACACGGGUGAGAUGCUUGAGAUUGAUAUCCCUACACAAAGCGUGGUCUGCAACAAGACGAACGCUCACGCACGCUCUCCCAUCGUCAAGAUUUUCCGAUAUGCAUCGGAGAUGUGGUCUCUUGACGACGAGGGUAAACUCCAUAUUUGGCCGGCAGAUGAUACGGGCUCGCCUUCUCUGCAACAAACCCCACUUACAUUCCGUCUUCCACGCGGCCAUACGUUCUCCAUAAUAUCUGGGUCGCAGCUGUGGAUAGCUUUUGGAAAGGAGCUAAGAGUCUACAACCGCACUACAGACCACAACCACUUUCAACUCAUGACAGAUGGCCCUCUGUCACAGCUCAACGUAGGAGACGUGACUUCUGGCGCUAUCGUUAGCAGCCAGCCCGAUCGCAUGUACUUUGGACACACCGACGGCAAGGUCACAAUAUACGCCAAGAAAGACUUCGAGUGUCUUGGUGUUGUCAAUGUCAGCGUAUACAAGAUCAGCUCGUUGGUUGGUGUAGGCGAGAACCUGUGGGCUGGCUACAGUACUGGCAUGAUCUAUGUGUACGAUACCAAGUGCACGCCCUGGAAAGUGUUGAAGGAUUGGAAAGCACACGAUAAGCCAAUUGCUGGCAUCAUAGCCGAUCGGACGAGUAUCUGGAAGCUGGACAGGUUCCAAGUUGCUUCGUUGGGAACUGACUCGAUGCUGCGGAUCUGGGAUGGGUUGUUGAAGAAUGACUGGCUUGAAACUCUGAUGCAACAACGCGACUCUGAAUACUGCGAAUUCAGAGAACUGACUGCAAGAGUCAUGACCUGGAAUGCAGGUGCAUCGAAACCCACCAAUAUGCGAAGUGCCGAGGACCAGAAUUUCUUCCGGGAGCUGCUCGAACCGAGCGAUCCCCCUGAUAUCUUAGUCUUCGGAUUCCAAGAGCUGGUAGAUUUGGAAGACAAGAAAAUCACGGCCAAGAGCUUUUUCAGAAAGAAGAAACCCAAGGAGGACGCAGAACAUGAGAAGAUGUCUCAUCAAUACCGGACCUGGCGGGACCAUCUCAUGCGCAUUCUGGACGAAUACAGUCCCAAGCAAAACUAUGUUCUCCUUCACACGUCCAAUCUUGUGGGCCUGUUUACCUGCAUCUUUGUGAAGGGGUCAGAGCGUGCCAACAUACGCGACGUGAGCGGCGCUGAGAUCAAGCUGGGUUUCAGUGGACGAGUCGGAAACAAGGGCGCGUUGGUCGUCCGCUUUUUUGUCGACGAUUCUUCGCUUUGCUUCAUCAACUGCCAUCUUGCAGCCGGCCAAACCCAAACGGUACAUCGCAACAACGACGCGGCCUCUAUCAUGGAAGCCGCACCUCUACCGGGAAAUCGUUCACCCAUCGAUUGCGAGAACUUCUUUGUCGGCGGGGGUGAUGGUUCAAUGAUCCUUGACCAUGAGAUUUGCAUCCUCAAUGGCGAUCUGAAUUAUCGAAUCGACUCCAUGCCGCGGAACACUGUCAUUGAGACGGUUAGGCAGGGAAAUCUGGCGAAACUCCUAGAUCGCGAUCAGCUACUUCUCUCGCGUAAACGCAACCCUGGGUUCCGCCUUCGUGCAUUCAACGAACUGCCUAUCAACUUUGCGCCUACUUACAAGUACGAUGUUGGAACCGACAACUACGACUCGUCUGAAAAACAGCGAUCACCUGCUUGGUGCGAUCGAGUGCUCUACCGCGGCUUGGGUAGGAUCAAGCAGACCGAGUACCGGCGGCAUGAAGGCGUCAGGGUGUCGGAUCAUCGACCAGUCAGUGGAAAGUUCAAGAUACGUGUCAAGACGAUCAAUGCGAGGAGGCAAGACGCGGCAAAGGACAAGGCUGAAGUUGAGUUUGAGGCGGUGAGGAGACGGAUCGCGGGAGAUAUCAAGUGA